Messenger RNA from Cyclocybe aegerita, 801 nucleotides. The record is from the annotation of a GenBank genome assembly. NCBI's taxonomy places the organism in Eukaryota, Fungi, Basidiomycota, Agaricomycetes, Agaricales, Hemipholiotaceae.
AUGGACCACUUUCCGACAAACUGGGGCAGGCCUAGAAACGAUGCCUUUGACGCGUACGGGACGUACCCUAUCCACCAACGACCGCAGAACGGGCCCAAAGAUGCGUUUGUAGAUGGUGUUCAGCGUACUCAACAACCCAUCGUAACAGGAACGAGCGUGCUCGCUAUCAAGUUCAAAGACGGAAUCAUGAUGGCAGCGGACACCCUCGCAUCCUACGGCUCCCUCGCCCGCUUCAAAGAUGUCCAGCGCCUGUUCCCUGUGGGCGACAACACCGUUAUCGGUGCAGGCGGGGACAUGUCCGACUUCCAAUACAUCCAGACACUGCUCGACGGGCUCACGAUCGACGAGUUCACAGCGCAGGAUGGGCACACGCUUGGGCCCGCUGAGAUCCACGAGUACCUCGCGCAGGUGAUGUAUGCGCGCAGGAGCAAGAUGAACCCCCUCUGGAAUGCGCUGCUUGUGGGGGGUGUGAAGGACGGGAAGAAGUUUUUGGCGUUUGUUGACCUGUUGGGCACGACGUACUCGGCGUCGACGCUCGCGACGGGGUAUGGAGCACAUAUCGCGCAGCCCCUCCUGAGGAAGGCGGUUGAGGGAUAUGAGAACGUGUUGACGGAGGAGCAGGCACUCAAGAUCAUCGAGACGAACAUGAAGGUACUGUUCUAUCGCGAUGCGAGGAGUUUGAAUAAAUACCAAGUAGCUAUCAUCACUGAACAAGGCGUCAGGAUUUCGGAAUCCAAGACCCUCGACACUCACUGGUCGUUCGCAGAGGGUAUUAGGGGGUACGGAGCGCAGACGCAGUGA